This is a messenger RNA of Dissoconium aciculare CBS 342.82, 1542 nucleotides long. RefSeq lists its product as uncharacterized. Lineage: Eukaryota; Fungi; Ascomycota; Dothideomycetes; Mycosphaerellales; Dissoconiaceae. The transcript has a single exon. Bases 407 to 1303 code for a protein of 298 amino acids. The record is from RefSeq and is a predicted model, not a curated record. Gene Ontology annotation, molecular function: protein binding.
GUUCAUAACGACCAAGUGUUGUUGCCCUUCAGUUCGUAGAUCCUCGGUGAUUGUUGGCGCGACCCCACCAGUCGUGUGCUGUGUACUAUGAUGCUGGCGAAUACAACACCAGGGCAACGGCUGGCUGUGGCUGCAGGAGGAUCGCGUGCCGUCAAUAUAUAAACCCACAUGCCCGCCCGCUGCUUCGCAGCCUUCUUUCUUUUCUCGGCACCGCUGCAGUCAACAACCAAGUCCACCUUUGGACUUCCAUGCAACGCGUGUCGAUCCUCUAAAAUCCGCCCACCUCAAUAUCUCACCUUCCGCCUACUCGAAACAUUCGUUUAUCGCUCUCCGCUCACUCAGCUCGCUUCGAAACAUCCGUCCAACCACACGAUCACAGUCAAACUACAAGCCCGCUGUCACCAUCAUGUUUAAACGCUCGUUCGCCGCUUCAUCGCGGGAGCGGUCGGGCAAGGUGCAGAAGGUUUCAAAACGGUCGUUCCGCGACGAUGCCAAGCAACGUCUGCGCGAGCAUCUCGCCAAUGCAAGCCCGGACACGUCUCCGUCGAUCGGCUCGUGUUCGCCGAGCCUUAACUCGGCAAUCGUGACCAUCACCGUUGGGCCGGAUCGGCGUUUGUUCGCCGCGCACGAGCAUGUGCUGGCCCGCUCUCCGGUGCUCGCAGACCUCUGCCGCGCACAGUUCUUCGAGCCAUCGGGGGAGCGCAGCAUAGACUUGCCCGAAGACGAGCCAGUUGUUUUCGCUGCUAUCCUCGAGUUUCUCUACAAGCAUGAGUAUGCACCCCGACUCAUGCGCGACGUCAAGCGUGAUACGUGGUACCUCGAGGAUGAUGCCGAGUACGAAGCAUCUUCCUCGUCCUCAGCCUCACGUCAGGAUAUUGCUGCUUCGAUGAGACACCCUCCCGGACGGCAAUCUGCCUACGAGCCCGCCGCAUCGACAAUUUACCACCACGGCGUGGGUGACUAUAUCCUCCGGGAUACCGUUAUAUACUGUGCGGCUCUCCGUCUGCAGCUGCCCGAUCUGCAGCGCCUCGCUUUGCGCAAACAAGGUCUGGUGCAAGGAUUGGACUGCGCGACGGUUCUGCGCAGUGCGCGCUUUGCGUACAGUCACACGCCGCCCAGCGAUUCACGCCUCCGCGCGCACUACCUCGCUCUUAUCAUCCGUGGGCGCCGCACCUUCAAACGUAGCGGCACUCUGCAAAUGGAAAUGGAGCGAGGCGGCACGCAGCUGUUCUUUGAUGUCUUUGUCGCCAUGUGUAAUCACAUUGAGGAUCUCUCGGAGAAAGGGCAAGUCUCUUCUUUCUGAUUAUACAUCUCGUUUGUCUUGCUUGUAAUCCGCAGCUUUCGGGCAGCUGAACGUGUAAGUGAACUUUACUUGCUGACAUUUAUCUCUGUUCGAUCGCUCUAGUUCCGACCGAACUCCUCGAUCCUACAAGUGAAGCACACAUGCGCCUCGAUGCACAUCAGCCAUCUCGGAUGCGCUCUCCAAUCGAUUCUGCAACUCUGUUCAAGCCAAUUUCUGCUGAUCUCUCCUCAUUGACAUCU